This is a messenger RNA of Perognathus longimembris pacificus (Pacific pocket mouse), 4230 nucleotides long. RefSeq names its product protein tyrosine phosphatase non-receptor type 14 (gene Ptpn14). Lineage: Eukaryota; Metazoa; Chordata; Mammalia; Rodentia; Heteromyidae. Gene Ontology annotation, biological process: protein dephosphorylation; lymphangiogenesis. The transcript has 19 exons. Gene Ontology annotation, cellular component: cytoskeleton. Bases 272 to 3832 code for a protein of 1186 amino acids. The record is from RefSeq and is a predicted model, not a curated record. Gene Ontology annotation, molecular function: protein tyrosine phosphatase activity.
CCUCCUCCCCUCGCUGCCUCUGGAGUCACCUCGGUGGGGAACCCGGGCUCCGCCGCCGCGGCCGGGCGCAGCCGUGCGGCGCACGACUCCGGGCACGACGCGGGCCAUGUAAGCAGGUGUCUUCCAGAGAGCCACAUCGGGCAUGGACACCUUUGUCCCUACUACCUGCAGGAGCACAGGGGGUAGCGUGACUGCCCAGUCACCAAGCUGCUAAAGCCAUCUCAGGGGCGAGCGUGCCAGGAGAGGAGGGCGGUGUCCCAGGCACAGAGCCAUGCCUUUCGGCCUGAAGCUCCGCCGGACCCGGCGCUACAAUGUCCUGAGCAAGAACUGCUUUGUCACCCGGAUCCGCCUGUUGGACAGCAAUGUUAUUGAGUGCACGCUGUCUGUGGAAAGUACAGGGCAAGAGUGCCUGGAGGCGGUGGCCCAGAGGUUGGAGUUACGAGAGACCCACUACUUCGGCCUUUGGUUUCUCAGCAAGAGCCAGCAAGCAAGAUGGGUGGAGCUGGAGAAACCUCUGAAGAAACAUCUGGACAAAUUUGCUAAUGAGCCUCUGCUUUUCUUUGGAGUCAUGUUCUAUGUGCCAAAUGUAUCAUGGCUUCAGCAAGAGGCCACAAGAUAUCAGUAUUACCUGCAAGUCAAAAAGGAUGUGCUCGAAGGGCGAUUAAGGUGUAGCCUGGAACAGGUGAUCCGGCUGGCAGGCUUAGCUGUGCAAGCUGAUUUUGGAGACUAUAAUCAGUUUGAUUCUCAGGAAUUCCUCAGAGAAUAUGUGUUAUUUCCCAUGGAUUUGGCCCUGGAAGAGGCUGUUCUGGAGGAGCUGACCCAGAAGGUGGCCCAAGAGCACAAAGCUCACAGUGGAAUCCUGCCUGCAGAAGCUGAGCUAAUGUAUAUCAAUGAAGUGGAACGUUUGGAUGGAUUUGGGCAGGAAAUCUUCCCAGUGAAGGACAAUCAUGGGAACAGUAUGCACCUUGGCAUUUUCUUUAUGGGGAUUUUUGUGAGAAACAGAAUUGGAAGACAACCAGUAAUCCACAGGUGGAACGAUAUUGGGAGCAUCACGCAUAACAAGUCGGCCAUACUGGUGGAGCUCAUCAACAAGGAGGAGACCGCCCUUUUCCACACGGAUGAUAUUGAAAACGCCAAGUACAUUUCUCGUUUAUUUACAACACGGCACAAGUUUUACAAACAAAACAAAAUCUGCACGGAACAAUCAAACUCUCCACCACCCAUCAGACGGCAGCCCACCUGGAGCCGGUCCUCCCUGCCGAGGCAGCAGCCGUACAUCUUGCCUCCCAUGCAUGUCCAGUGUGGCGAGCACUACUCGGAAACGCACACCUCACAAGACAGCAUCUUCCAUGGGAACGAAGAAGCCCUGUAUUGUAAUUCUCACAACAGCCUGGACUUAAAUUACGUGAAUGGCACUGUCACCAAUGGCAGUGUGUGUAGCAUUCAUAGCAUCAAUUCCCUUAGCUGCUCCCAGAGUUUCAUACAGGCCUCUCCCGUGUCCUCCAACCUCAGUAUCCCCGGGAGCGACAUCAUGCGGGCCGACUACAUCCCCAGCCACCGGCACAGUGCAAUCAUUGUGCCAUCUUACAGGCCGACCCCUGACUAUGAGACAGUCAUGCGGCAGAUGAAGAGAGGGGUCAUACACGCUGACUGCCAGAGCCAAUCUCUGCGGAACCUCAAUAUCAUCAACACCCAUGCCUAUAACCAGCCAGAGGACCUGGUGUACAGCCAGCCAGAGAUGCGGGAGAGACACCCCUACACUGUCCCAUAUGGGCCACAGGGGGGAUACAGUCACAAACUUGUCAGUCCAUCUGACCACAUGAACCCAAAGAAUAACAUGGUGCCAAGCAAGGCAGGGGCAAGUGCCAUCUCACACACGGUGAGCACCCCCGAGUUGGCCAACAUGCAGCUCCAAGGCACCCCGAACUACAGUGCAGCCCAUAUGCUCAAAAACUAUCUCUUCAGGCCACCUCCCCCCUACCCACGUCCCCGGCCCGCCACCAGCACCCCAGACCUUGCCAGCCACCGCCACAAGCAUGUCAGUGGCAGCAGCCCAGACCUGGUGACACGAAAGGUUCAGCUGUCAGUGAAGACCUUCCAGGAAGACAGCUCCCCUGUGGUGCAUCAGUCUCUGCAGGAGGUGAGCGAGCCCCUGACGGCCACCAAGCACCACGGCGCCGUGAACAAGCGCCACAGCCUGGAGGUGAUGAGCAGCAUGGUUCGGGGCAUGGAGGCCAUGACGCUCAAGUCCCUGCACAUCCCCAUGGCGCGCCGCAACACGCUCAGGGAGCAGGGGCCACCGGAGGAGGGUCCCGGGGCCCACGACGUCCACCAGCUCCCACAGUAUCACCACACGAAGACCUUCUCCGAUGCCACCAUGCUGAUCCACAGCAGUGAGAGCGAGGAGGAGGAGGAGGCUCCCGAGACCGUGACCCAGAUCCCGGUGCUGCGGGAGAAGAUAGAGUACAGUGCCCAGCUGCAGGCAGCCCUCGCCCGGAUUCCCAACAAGCCCCCUCCUGAGUACCCUGGACCGAGGAAGAGCGUCAGCAAUGGGGCCCUGAGACACGACCAGGGGAACCUCCCCCCCGCCAUCGCCAGAGCCAGGGUACUGAGGCAUGGGCCGGCCAAGGCCCUCAGUGUCUCCCGAGCUGACCAGUUGGCCAUCAACGGGUCUUCUCUCGGUCCCUCCAUCUCGGAACCUGACCUGACCAGCGUGAAGGAGCGGGUCAAGAAGGAGCCGGUGAAGGAGAGACCUGUGUCAGAGAUGUUCUCCCUGGAGGAUAGCAUCAUAGAAAGAGAGAUGAUGAUUCGGAAUCUAGAGAAGCAGAAGAUGGCAGGCCUGGAGGCACAGAAGCGGCCCCUGAUGUUGGCAGCAUUGAAUGGGCUCUCGGUGGCUCGGGUCUCCAGGCGAGAAGACAGCCCUCAUGCUGCCAUCCGCGUUCCCAUGGACGAGAGGUUCAGAACCUUGAAGAAGAAACUAGAAGAGGGACUGGUGUUCACGGAGUACGAGCAGAUUCCAAAGAAAAAAGCAAAUGGCAUUUUCAGCACUGCAGCUCUGCCAGAAAAUGCUGAGCGGAGCCGAAUCCGAGAAGUUGUCCCAUAUGAAGAGAAUCGAGUGGAGCUAAUACCAACCAAAGAAAAUAACACGGGCUACAUCAACGCCUCCCAUAUCAAGGUGGUGGUUGGUGGGGCAGAAUGGCACUACAUUGCAACUCAGGGGCCCUUGCCACAUACGUGCCACGACUUCUGGCAGAUGGUAUGGGAGCAAGGAGUGAAUGUGAUUGCUAUGGUCACCGCAGAAGAGGAAGGCGGACGGACCAAAAGCCAUCGAUACUGGCCCAAACUGGGGUCGAAGCACAGCUCAGCCACCUAUGGCAAAUUCAAGGUCACCACCAAGUUCCGAACAGAUUCUGGCUGCUAUGCAACCACAGGCUUGAAGGUCAAGCACCUUUUGUCAGGGCAGGAGAGGACCGUGUGGCAUUUGCAAUAUACUGACUGGCCGGAUCAUGGCUGCCCAGAAGAUGUCCAAGGAUUCUUGUCCUACUUGGAAGAGAUCCAGUCAGUCCGCAGACACACCAACAGCAUGCUGGAAGGAAGCAAGCCCCGGCCCCCUCCCAUCGUGGUCCACUGCAGUGCCGGGGUGGGGAGGACCGGCGUGGUCAUUCUCUCGGAGCUGAUGAUCUACUGCCUGGAGCAUAACGAAAAAGUGGAAGUGCCCAUGAUGCUGAGACUCCUCAGGGAGCAAAGGAUGUUCAUGAUCCAGACCAUCGCUCAGUACAAGUUUGUCUACCAAGUGCUCAUCCAGUUCCUCCAGAACUCCAGACUCAUUUAACCUCCCACAGCCAGCUCCCAGAGGACCCCGCUCUACCCUGCAGGUGGACAGUCACUCCAGACAACAUCUGCCCCCCGGGCGAGGGGCAGAUCGCAGGCAGCAGGCAGGCUGCCACGAAUAUCAUGUAUUAUUUUAUACGAGAUAAUUUAUUUUUCCCCCUUUGGAAUAACUUUUGUGAAUUAUUACAAUACAGUUUUCACCAUAAUAUAGUGCUUUUCAUUUGAACCACAUUUUGACUGAUCUGCAUUGUAAUACGUCAGCAUGGGAAGUUGCUCCGUGUGGCAUUUUGGGGACAGGGGCAAAAAGGGGACACAUCUCUAGUUCAGUGGCAGCCAGACUCAUAAUCCCCCCCUGAAAUUCAUUGGCUCAAAUGCUCAUGUCUAAGUCAAAGAUGGCAA